GCACAGCUCAAGGCGGAAGAGGCGGAGAGAAAGCGCAUCGAAAACGAGAAAGCGCUCCGCGACAAGCAUUCGAAGGAGCUGAAGGCCCAGAUCCAGUCGAGGGAGGAGAAAGCGUACCAGGAGCGGCGCGAUUUCCUGGAGCUGGGCAACCAGAUGAAGGCCCUGGAAGCUGGCGAGCGCGCCAGGCUGGAAGGCCUGAAGGCCAAGAAGAUCGAG
Prorocentrum cordatum is the source of this 216-nucleotide messenger RNA. The record is from the annotation of a GenBank genome assembly. Lineage: Eukaryota; Dinophyceae; Prorocentrales; Prorocentraceae.